Nannospalax galili (Upper Galilee mountains blind mole rat) is the source of this 4003-nucleotide messenger RNA. It is a transcript of the gene Dipk2a, whose product is annotated as divergent protein kinase domain 2A. Gene Ontology annotation, cellular component: COPI vesicle coat. The transcript has 3 exons. The coding region runs from base 248 to 1540 and encodes 430 amino acids. The record is from RefSeq and is a predicted model, not a curated record. Gene Ontology annotation, biological process: regulation of phosphatidylinositol 3-kinase/protein kinase B signal transduction; cardiac muscle cell proliferation. Lineage: Eukaryota; Metazoa; Chordata; Mammalia; Rodentia; Spalacidae.
CCGCGCGCUCCCUCCCCCGCCCGCUCUGCUAUAACUUGGCCGGCGAGGAGGAGGCGCCGCCGGAGUCGGAGGGCGGGGAGCUCAGAGGAGGGAGCCCGAGAGUUGUGGAGAAGUCGCAGCCCGCUCGGCCGGCGCCUUCCCGCUCGCGGGCUCCGCGCCGGCGCGUCCCUCCCACCCCGCGCUCUCCCGGCCUCGGCGCGGUGGGGCGGCCCGGGGCUGCGCUCGGCCUGCCGGGCGCGCGGGCGGCAUGUGGCGCCUGGUGCCCCCGAAGCUGGGCCGCCUGUCCCGCUCGCUGAAGCUGGUGGCGCUGGGCAGCCUGUUGGUGCUGAUGCUGCUGCACUCGCCGUCGCUGCUCGCCUCCUGGCAGCGCAACGAGCUCACCGACCGGCGCUUCCUGCAGCUCAAUAAGUGCCCGGCUUGCUUCGGCACGAGCUGGUGCCGCCGCUUCCUCAACGGCCAGGUGGGCUUCGAGGCGUGGGGCCGCCUGCGCCUGCUGGACUUCCUCAACGUCAAGAACGUGUACUUCGCACAGUACGGCGAGCCCCGCGAGGGCGGCCGCCGCCGCGUGGUGCUCAAGCGCCUGGGCUCGCAGCGCGAGCUGGCGCAGCUCGACCAGAGCAUCUGCAAGCGGGCCACCGGCCGGCCGCGCUGCGACCUGCUGCAGGCCAUGCCCCGCACCGAGUUCGCGCGUCUCAACGGCGACGUGCGGCUGCUCACGCCCGAGGCGGUGGAGGGCUGGUCCGACCUGGUGCACUGCCCGUCGCAGCGCCUGCUGGACCGCCUGGUGCGCCGCUACGCCGAGACCAAGGACUCGGGCAGCUUCCUGCUGCGCAACCUCAAGGACUCGGAGCGCAUGCAGCUGCUGCUCACGCUGGCCUUCAACCCCGAGCCGCUGGUGCUACAGAGUUUCCCAUCUGAUGAAGGUUGGCCAUUUGCAAAAUAUCUUGGAGCUUGUGGAAGAAUGGUGGCUGUAAACUACGUUGGAGAGGAGCUGUGGAGUUACUUUAAUGCACCUUGGGAGAAAAGAGUGGACCUGGCGUGGCAGCUAAUGGAAAUAGCAGAACAGCUUACAAACAAUGACUUUGAAUUUGCACUCUACCUCCUGGAUGUCAGCUUUGACAAUUUUGCAGUUGGUCCUCGAGAUGGGAAAGUAAUCAUUGUGGAUGCAGAAAAUGUCUUAGUUGCUGACAAAAGGUUAAUUAGACAAAAUAAACCUGAAAACUGGGAUGUAUGGUAUGAAAGCAAAUUUGAUGAUUGUGAUAAGGAGGCUUGCUUAUCAUUUUCAAAAGAGAUUCUCUGUGCUCGUGUCACUGUGGACCACAAUUAUUAUGCUGUUUGUCAGAACCUCUUAUCUAGACAUGCCACCUGGCGUGGCACUUCCGGAGGGCUCCUUCAUGAUCCACCAAGUGAAAUUGCCAAAGAUGGCCGACUGGAGGCCUUGCUGGAUGAGUGCGCCAAUCCCAAGAAGCGCUACGGUAGAUUCCAGGCUGCAAAAGAACUGCGCGAGUAUCUAGCACAAUUGAGUAACAAUGUGAGGUAGUCUAUGCUGACUUUUUUUUUUUUUUCCACUGAAAUCGCACUGGCAAAACUAAACCACCAAAAGCUAUCUGGAAAGACAAAAUUUGGAAGUACUACAUUCAGAGGAUAAUGAUCUUGUGCUGAUAGAUCUCACAUUCACAUCCAUCAAAACAAGACAUUACUGUACUUCAAAGUUCACAUGAUGCUUCUGCAUAUAAGUAUGUUCUUGUACUUUGGAGACUUGAGAUAGCAUUGACUGCUUUCCCCCUUCCCGUGCCUGAGCAGAUUGACGAUAUGUUAUGCUAUCGGAAAGGAGUCUGAUAGUUACAUGGCUGUGUAUCAAAGGGUACUUGGAACUUAGUUUGCAUUGCUAUCAUGAUUUUGUGAAUCUCUUGCAUUUACUUUGAAUGUCAAGUUAGAUUGGCCUGUUUUAUAGGCCACCUUUUCCUUCAGAUGUGUAGAAUCAUUUUCCAUUUAAAAAAUUUUACACAUUCAGGUUACUGUAGAUGUUUGCUUAAAUUUUAAUAUAACUAGUUUUCAUUCAGUGCUAUGCGGUACAUAUUUACCGUUAGGGCAGGAUUCCCAAGUUUUCUGUGUUUUUACAAAAAGAUGAGUAUUUCAUUAUGUAAAUAAUUUAUCCCCCCACCUUCUGUGUUUCUCCAUUGCAUGAUAUCAUUUCCAGUUAUUUAAAAGUUGUAUCCCUCAGUGCUUACACGUAUACACUGAACACGAGGUUCAGCAUAUGCUGCAAAACGUCACUGCAUCUUUUGCUGAAAGGCUUUAAAAAGAGCAUUCUAGUAGUCUACACUCCGAUGGUAAUUUUGGCUGACAAAACAAUAUAACUCAAUAUUUUUUAAAUGCUAACUAGUCCAAGACAGUAAUGCAUAUGCCAAAGAAAUACUACACAUAGUCCUCUAUUUAGAAUUGAAAAUAGAAUUGAUCACCUUCCUAUUCUACUUCAGUACUUUGGCUGUCAUUAUUAAAUUAAAAUGUACCUGUUUAUCUGUUAAUCUUGACUACUGCUUUCAAAACUGUGUAAUGUAAAGAUAUUCUGCUCUUUAUUCACUGAUAGUUUCCCAAAGUUAACAUGGUAACCAUUGUUGGAAUUUGAUCAGGCACCAGGACCUUUUACUCAUUGAUAGCUAAUAAUUUUUCCUGUAAAGCAGUUAGCUAGUCUGCCUACCAGGGCUUGCUGAACAUCAGAGCAUCAAAUUUAAGUAUGUGAAUAAAAAUUAACAAAUGUUGUAAAAUUUGUGGUCUAUUUAAAAAUCUUUAUAUGUAAAGUUCGCUAUCACUAGCACAGGCAAUAUUUUUCUGUUAGAAAUUGCUACUUUUGUUUGCAGUAGUGUUUGGGGUAGCGUGCAGUAGUUAGUUCUACACUGACCUUAUCUAAAUCAGAAAGUGAUUAAAACAUGCACAACCAAAGCCAAGUCUGUCCCUUUCAUCCAUUCAGCAAGUAUUUAUUGAGCAUCAACUCUGUGCCAGGCACAUUAGUAGCUGCUAUAUACCAUCUGGACAUGUCAUGGUUAGGUAACUUUAUUAAAUAAUUAGGUAUUUCUUAGGUUCAAGUAGCAUUAAUUAGGAUGACACUUUGAAACUUUGUCAUUAUUAUGAUAAUUCUAUUUGUAUCAUCUUAAAUUAGUUUGUUUUACAAAGGAGGAGGACGAUGCCAGUACAGUUAAUCUGAGUUUAAUAGCUGGAAGGAAAAGAGUAAUAGGUCUCCAUUAUAAAAUAGAUUGCUUUAUGUUCAUUUUUAUACAUCAGUAUAUUGCAUAGCUCUCUGAAACAUUUUAAGUGCUGAAGAUUUUGCUAAGCCUAACUUUCUACAACUUUGGAAAAUUUUUGAGGAGAGUAUUAAAAAUAUAUAUAUAUCACUCUUCCAGCACUCACUUGCUGCUUACUCAAAGCUACAAUAAAAAGAUAAUUUCAAAACAACGCCUUUUAUAUUUCCUGUGUGUUCAUAACAAACCAUCCACUGGCACUCACAGAGGAGCCCUGUGGUUUAGCAAAAAUCAUCUUAUGUUUGGGUGUGUGAUUGUGGCUGGCAAUUGCAGAAGAGGAAGUGAGGAUUGAUGGCUGCUUCGGGUAUAACUACCAUUCCCCUGAGAGAUGAUGUGGAAUUUCUUUUACCUUUGGAGAAGACUGAGGAAACACUAGUAAAAGAAUUAGGAAUUUAAAAUUACAGGGAAAAAUACAUAUGUGAAAAGCAAUAAAUAUUUUGUUCACUUUGCUAUCAAGAUGUUCACUAUCAGAUAUUUAUUAUACAGCAGCGAUUUAUAUUUUUAAUCAUUGCCCAUUAAUAGACGCAGUAAAAUAUUUUUGAAUCAAACAUUUGGGGUUUGUAUGUGCAUUAAAAUUGUCUUUUGUACUGUAAGUUACCGUUUAAUUUGAAUAUUUUAUCAGAACUGUCUCCCUGUGCCUUUAUAAUAUAAAGUUGUUUCUGCAACUUUUAAUGAUCUUAAUAAAGAAUACUUUAAGAACCAUA